Purpureocillium takamizusanense is the source of this 2718-nucleotide messenger RNA. RefSeq lists its product as uncharacterized. The record is from RefSeq and is a predicted model, not a curated record. The coding region runs from base 269 to 2608 and encodes 779 amino acids. Gene Ontology annotation, molecular function: catalytic activity. The transcript has a single exon. Lineage: Eukaryota; Fungi; Ascomycota; Sordariomycetes; Hypocreales; Ophiocordycipitaceae.
AUUUUUGUUGUUUUAUCCUUCAGUUGCUCGGGCUACGGCCGCGACCUGCUGCCGCCUCCCCCGCGCUGCUCAACGCCGACUUACACGGUUACACCACACGCCGGCCGCGUUCGCCCACACGCACGCACACACUCAUUACGUGACCAUCUUCAAUCCUGUCCUCUUCUCCUUUCCCCCCAACCUCACCUCACCCCCAUCUCACACCUGCCUUCAUUCCGUGCCUCACCAUCCUCUCCCCCUUCUUCACUCCACCGUGGCAUCCAUCACCAUGCCCCCGCCCCCCGACCGCUCCGCCCUCUCCCCGCGCGCCAUCGUCCGCGACCUCUGGACCACCGCCCUCGGCCUGCCGCCCGCGCUGCUCGACCCGGACCCGGACCCCGGCUCCGACGGUGAUGAUGAUGAUGGCGAUGACGGCGGGCCGCUCGUCCUCCCCGGCCUCGACGGGCGCACCGAGUCCCUCGCCGGCGUCGACGUCGAGCAGCCCGCCCUGCCGUCGUCGUUUCGCAUCGGCGCCCUGGCGCAGAGCGUCGUCGCGCUGGCGGGCCUGGCCGCUGCGUUGGCCGACUCGACACGCCCGCCAUCACCACCACCACCAACAACAACAGCGGCCAGAGAGGCAAGCCAAAACGCAGCCGUAGACGCAGCAGCAUCGUCACCAUCAUCAUCAUCGCCAUCAUCAACGCACCGCCUCCGCCUCCCCAAGGUCACCGUCCCGCUGCGCCACGCCGUCGCCGAGUUCCAGUCGGAGCGCCUCUACACUCUCGUCCCGCAUCAUACCUCGUCCGCGUCCUCGCCUUCACCUUCGUCUUCGUCCCCAUGUCCAGCCGCCGCCGCCGCCGCCGCCGUCGUGGGUGGGCUCUACGCCACGCCCCUCGACGGGUCGGCUGUGCGCAUCCACGACGCGCUGCCCAACCACGCGCGCGCGGCCCUCGACCUGCUCGGCCUGGGUGGUCCCGCCGGCCCCUACGCUGCAGAUGACGACGACGAUGAUGGCGACGACGGUUCCUCUGCUGCUGAUGAUGAGGCGGCGGCAGCAGCGGCAGCAAGGUUGAAGUCCGGGGGUGAGCAGCGUGGGAGGGAUCGAGACUGCAAUGCAAACGAGAGCAAUGGCAUCGACAACUGCAAGGGCGAUACCAACAGCACCAGCACCAGCACCAGUAGACAACAUAGAGCCGUCUCCCGCGCAGACAUUGCCCGGCGCGUCGCCCUCCACACCAGCCUGCAACUCGAGCACCUCGCCCACGAGACGCCCUCGGGCGCCGUCCUCUACGCGCUGCGCUCCUACGCGCAGUGGGACGCCCACCCGCAAGCCGCGCACACGCCCGACUCGCCCGUUCUCAUCCGCCGCAUCGCCAUGCCCUCUUCGUCCUCUUCAUCCUCUCCCUCUCCCUCCUGGCCACUACGGCCCAUCCCUUCCUCCUCCUCCUCCCCCCUGACAUCAGACCAACACACCACCCCCCGCGGCUGCCUCGCCGGCCUCCGCGUCCUCGAACUCAGCCGCAUCAUCGCCGCCCCCGUCGCCGGCCGCACCCUCGCCGCCCACGGCGCCUCCGUCCUCUGGCUCACCUCCCCGACGCUGCCCACCCUCCCGGCCCUCGACGUCGACCUCGCCCGCGGCAAGCGCACCAUCCAGCUCGACCUGGACUCUGCCGCCGAGGACGACCACCCGGGGCAGCAGAUGCGCCUCCUGCACGCCCUCAUCCGCGACGCCGACGUCGUCAUCCAGGGGUACCGCCCCGGCAGCCUCGCCGCCCGCUUCGGCCUCACGCCCGAGCACCUCGCGCGCAUCAACCCGCGCCUCGCCGUCGUCGCCAACCUCUCCGCGUUUGGGCCCGCGGGCCCGUGGGCCGGCCGCAGGGGUUUCGACAGCCUGGUGCAGACGUGCACGGGGAUGAACGUGUCGGAGGCGGCGCACCGCGCGGGACGUGCUGACGACGACGAUGACCACUACCACAUUGAUGAACACGACCAUGACGACGAUGAUGAACAAGACCAUAACGACGAUAGUGAUAAUGAUGACGACAACGAAGACAACGGUGAUGAAACCAACCGCAAAGCCCACCACCACCACCAUCCCCCCGCCCUCCCCCUCCCCUGCCAGGCCCUCGACCACGCAAGCGGCCACCUCCUCGCAGCAGGCAUCUGCGCCGCCCUCUACCGACGCGCCGCCGCUGCCGCCGCCGCCCCCGACGUAGACGGACACGGAUACGGACACGGAGACGGACACCGACACGGAGACGGCGGCGACGGCGACGGCAGCAGCAGCGGCCCCUACAUCGUCGACGUCUCCCUCUCCGCCACGGCGCGCUACCUCCGCAGCCUAGGCCAAUACCCCGGCGCCCGCGGCUUCUCCUCCGUCUCCUCUUCCUCCUCCCCACCCUCCUCCACUUCGUCCUUGGCCGCGCACGCUGGGCAAGCCGCCGCCGACGGGGGUGACCACCUCCACGGCGGCGGCGGCGACGGCACCCAGGACGACUUCUUCGAGACGCGCGAGACCGGCCUCGGGACCCUCACCGCGGUGCGGCACAGCGCCGCCGUCGAGGGCAGGCGCGUGGGCUGGGACGUCAUGCCCAAGCCCCUGGGGAGCGACGAGCCGCGGUGGCCGUAGGCAGGUACUACGGUGGUAGACAGUAGGGGCGUCACCGCGACUUGGCUCGGCCGCGGAUUUGAGGAUAGGAUAGAUGGCUAGGUGCCUAAUAAUCCCCGCUUCAUACGGCA